GCUUCAGAAAGGGCGGCAGAAGGCAGCCUGUGCUUGGCUUUGGAAGGGUCGGACACACUCCCUGCAAGAUGCUGCCGCGCCUCGUGGCCCCCCACUUGGCCCUCCUGCCCCUCCUGGCCCUGGCAGGGGCCCAGGCCCAGCAAGACCUCUGCGAGCAGGAGAUGAACAGGAUCAAAGACUUGCUACAGGUGAGCUGCGCAGGGAAGGGGCUGUCCGGGGUGCCCGCGGGGCUGCCCGAGGCCACGGGCAUCUUGCUGCUGGGCUCCAACCGCCUGGCCAGCUUCUCCACGGCUUGGCUGCAGCACCUGCCCGACCUGACCGACCUGGACUUGUCUUCCAACGGGCUGGCGGGCUUCGAGGCCGACGCCGCUCUGCCCCGCCUGCAGGAGCUGGUGCUGUCCCACAACGCGCUGGAGAGCCUGCCCGCCCUGCGGGGGACGCCCCGCCUGCGGCGCCUGGCCCUGGGCCACAACGCGCUCGCCUGGCUGCCCGAGGGGGGCUUCCGCGCCCUGGGGCGACUCGCCGACCUGGAGCUGCAGGGGAACCGCCUGGAGAGGCUGCCCGCCGGCGCCUUCGCGGGCCUGGCCGCGCUCAAGGACCUGGACCUGUCCGACAACCUCCUGCAGGAGCUGCCCGCACUCCUGCUGGCCGGGCUGGGGGCGCUGCAGACGCUGCGGCUGGAGAGGAACCGGCUGCGGGCCGUGCCGGAGCGCUUCUUCCCCAAGGACCACUACUUCGCCUACGUCUACCUGGAGGGGAACCCCUGGCUGUGCGACUGCGCGCUCCGCUACCUGCGCACCUGGCUCCUGGGGAACGAGUUCUGCGUCUACAGCCGCGUGCAGGGACCGGACAAGGAGAUCACCGAGAACGCGCCCGAGAACGUCACCUGCCGGGACCCCCCCGAGCACGCCGGCCACCCGGUCAUGCACUUCCGGGCCGCCUGCGGGGAGGAGAGCACCGAGGCCCCGCCUGACCCCAGCGCCGCCCCCUCCGCCGCCCCGGCCCCCUCCAGCCGGGCCGCAGCCACCGCCCCGGGGCGCCCUCCUGCCUCCACCGCCACGCCCUCCACGGCGCCCUCCUCUGCCACCUCCAUUGCGCCCUCCAGCCGGGCCGCAGCCACCACCCCGGGGCGCCCUCCUGCCUCCACGGCGCCGCCCUCUGCCACCUCCAUUGCGCCCUCCAGCCGGGCCGCAGCCACCGCCCCGGGGCGCCCUCCUGCCUCCACCGCCACGCCCUCCACGGCGCCCUCCUCUGCCACCUCCAUUGCGCCCUCCAGCCGGGCCGCAGCCACCGCCCCGGGGCGCCCCCUUGCCUCCACCGCCACGCUCUCCACGGCGCCCUCCUCUGCCACCUCCAUUGCGCCCUCCAGCCGGGCCGCAGCCACCACCCCGGGGCGCCCUCCUGCCUCCACGGCGCCGCCCUCUGCCACCUCCAUUGCGCCCUCCAGCCGGGCCGCAGCCACCACCCCGGGGCGCCCUCCUGCCUCCACGGCGCCCUCCUCUGCCACCUCCAUUGCGCCCUCCAGCCGGGCCGCAGCCACCGCCCCGGGGCGCCCUCCCGCCUCCACGGCAGACCUGCCCGCCGCCCCCUGCCUUUGCCCGCUGCCGCCCGGCGUGGCCUUGGGGCUGAGUGGCCGGCAGCGGGCGCUGUCCUGGGGCGCCUGGCUGGCCGCCCGCCGCUGCCCGCUCCGCCUGGCCCUCUACGCGGCCUGCCUGCUGCUGGCGGCCCUGCCGGCCCUGGCCCUGCUCUGCCUCGGGGCGCGGCUGUGGCUCGGCCGGUGCCCCCGCGGGCCAGCCGCGUACCAGCCGCUGCAGGCCGUGGCGGCGGCGAGCCACACGCGCCCCGAGCCCGGGGGCGGCGGCCGGCCCCGCCGGUACCGCGCCUGCGAGAGCCGGGAGGUGGGCCCCCGCCGCCACGUCUCUUGGCUCCUGGUGCCCUUGCCGGGCCCCUCCGGGCAGUGGCCCUGGGAGCGCGCGGGCGGCCUGGGCGCGGCGCCGGACGACUCUGCCGCCGCUACCGCCGCCCUGUAG
Eublepharis macularius is the source of this 2030-nucleotide messenger RNA. It is a transcript of the gene GP1BA, whose product is annotated as glycoprotein Ib platelet subunit alpha. Lineage: Eukaryota; Metazoa; Chordata; Lepidosauria; Squamata; Eublepharidae. The coding region runs from base 69 to 2030 and encodes 653 amino acids. The record is from RefSeq and is a predicted model, not a curated record. The transcript has 2 exons. Gene Ontology annotation, molecular function: protein binding.